Messenger RNA from Brassica rapa (field mustard), 3018 nucleotides. RefSeq lists its product as uncharacterized. The record is from RefSeq and is a predicted model, not a curated record. Lineage: Eukaryota; Viridiplantae; Streptophyta; Magnoliopsida; Brassicales; Brassicaceae.
UGGUGUGUGUGUUUUUGCGAUAAGAGGUUGAUCACUCCAACAACCCACAGUACUAUCUUUCUUAUCCUUCUCUUCCUACCAACCAUGACCUCCGCGUCCGCCACGUGGACUCCCACCUCCCUCCAGCUCCGUCUCGCUUUGAGCUCCCGCGUUCGUUGGAAACCUCGCUCCGUCUACUUACAACCGACGCGGUUCGCUAGCAAAUCCGGUUUAGUAAUCGUCUGCGUUUCGCAGCGGACCGGAUCGGAUUCGUCGAAUCCGCCAGCCGAUGGUUUGGCUGGGUGGGACGAUUCCGGGAACGACGUCAGCUCUUCCACAGCCAAGAAGAAGAGUUUCGUUCAAGGUGUAGUGGGGGCUGGAGUCGCUGGAAUCGUUUUGGUUGCUGGGCUAAGCUACGCAGUAGCGUCUUUUAACAAGCGUAGUAAUAAUCCCAACGGCAAUUCAAUUUUGAGUGCAGGAGUGAAACAGGAAAUGCAGCCGUUGACUUCUCAUCAGGAAAGUGUGAUUUUAUCAUCUGAUGAAACGCCUAGUGAUGAAGGCAAGGUAGCGAAUAGUGAGGAAACAAAUUUUAAGGAGGAUGAGAUUCUAGAAAGUAAUGGUAUAGGCCAGCAAGGUGGUGAAGAUAAGAUACUUGGUGCUGAGGAUUCCUCAUUUGAUGGAACAGAUGCCACUGAAAAUAUCACUUCCCAAUCUGAUCCUGAGACACCUGAAAGUGAGAAAAUAAUUUCUGAGGUUGUAGAUUCACAAAGUAGUAAUCUUGAUGGUGCGGACAAUCCAACUUCUGAAGAUCCUUAUAGCGUUCCAGACACUGAAACAACCAAUGUGUCUGAUUUAGAAAAUCAAGCCAACAGUGAGAAAGUAGAUUCCAUGUCUUCUUUAUCUGACAGUUAUGCCACCGAGACUGUAGCUCUUGGCGUUUUGGUUCCUUCACAGUCAGAUUCGAGUUCAGAUCCUCAUACUGUGCCACUAUAUGAUACGAGGACAGAAUUCUCGACUAUGACUGAGGAUCUUUCUGAGGUAAACGGCACACCCGAGGACUUGGCUGCGGGAAGUACGUCAUCAGUCUCGGACAUAGAUACAGAGAAAGAAACUGAAUCUUCAAAGCCUCCUGUACCAGAAUCAACAUAUUGGUCAGAAAAUGAACUAAACAUGAAUAGUCAAGAUGAGCUUGGCGACAGGGGUUCACCUUUGGAGACACUUAGCGGUGGAAGUGCAUACUAUUCAGCAGGAAUUCCGGCACCGUCUAUACCUUUUCAAGUAAAUCCUGGGAAUAUUCUUGUCCCCGCAGCUGCGGAUCAGGUCCAGUGUCAAGCAUUUUCUGCUCUGCAAGUUCUGAAGGUCAUUGAGACAGACACUCAGCCUAGCGAUCUAUGUACUCGCAGAGAGUAUGCUAGGUGGCUGGUUUCUGCCAGCAGCGCAUUAUCAAGAAAUACGACCUCAAAAGUGUAUCCUGCUAUGUAUAUAGAGAGUGUUACUGAGCUUGCUUUCGAUGAUAUUACUCCUGGAGAUCCUGAUUUUUCAUCCAUUCAAGGGUUGGCAGAAGCAGGACUUAUCACGAGCAAACUUUCUAACCGAGAUUUGUUUAACGACAUUGAAGGCACAUUGUUGUUUUUCCCCGAAAGCCUUCUUUCACGCCAGGAUCUUAUAAGCUGGAAAAUGGCCUUGGAGAAACGACAGCUUCCAGAAGCUGACAAAAAGGUUACAUAUCAGCUUGGUUUUUCUGUUGACAUUGAUAAGAUAAACCCAGAUGCAUGGCCUGCCAUUAUAUCAGAUUUAUCUUCUGGGGAACAAGGAAUCGCUGUCCUUGCAUUUGGUUAUACAAGAUUGUUUCAGCCUCAUAAACCCGUAACUAAAGCUCAAGCUGCCAUUGCUCUUUCAAACGGUGAGGCUUCUGUCAUAGUCAGUGAGGAACUGGCACGCAUCGAAGCAGAAUCAGCCGCUGAAAAGGCCGUGUCUGUACAUAACGCCCUAGUUGCAGAGGUCGAAAAGGAUAUCAACGCCAGCUUCGAGAAAGAGCUUUACAUAGAACGAGAAAAAAUAGAAGUGAUCGAGAUAAUGGCGGAACAGGUUAAAGUGGAGCUGGACCAGCUGAGGGAGAAGAGAGAGGAAGAGAGUCUGGCGUUGGUGAAAGAACGAGCUGCGGUUGAGUCAGAAAUGGAGGUGCUCUCAAGGUUAAGACGUGAAGCUGAAGAGAAGCUGGAGGCUUUGAUGAGGAACAAGGCUGAGAUAUCUUUUGAGAAGGAGAAGGUUUCGAGUCUUCGAAAAGACGUUGAAGAAGAGAGCCAGCGGAUUACUAAGUUGCAGUAUGAACUAGAAGUUGAGCGUAAAGCCCUGUCCAUGGCCAGAUCAUGGGCCGAGGAGGAAGGAAAGAGAGCUAGAGAACAAGCAAGGGCCUUAGAAGAGGCUAGGAAGCGAUGGGAAACAAAUGGACUAAGAGUUAUUGUUGACAAAGACCUUCAAGAGGAUGUAGAACAGAGCGUAUUGCUUAACACUAUAGAGCCAUCCUCGGUUUCUUCAACCGAGGAGAGGGCUCAAACACUAAUGGAUAAGCUCAAGGAGAUGGCAGAAUCUCUGGGAGGAAAAUCACGGGAAGUGAUCUUCCUUGUGAUGGAGAAAAUACAUUUAUGGAUUAUGGUUUUGAAGGAAUACGUAGAGAGUUUAGGGAAGCGAGCUGGAAAGAUGAGAGAGGCAGCCAUUGUUAGUGCAAAAGGAGCAGUGAAGGAGGUUGAGAAAGGGACAGCUCAGGUGGGUGAUAAGGUGAAGAGAGUGGCUGAGGAGUGUAGAGAUGGAGUUGGGAAGAUCUCUCAGAGGUUCAAGACCUGAGAUAAGUUCUUAAACUUUGCUAUCGUUUGUAAUUUUGUUUCCUUCAAAUAAAAGUAAAAGAUAAUAAGAUGGUCAUAAAAUUUGACAGUGUUGGUCAGUGAUGAUGAGAAUUCAAAACUGUAACAUUUUGUAAUCUUUGUGAUGUGCUUACUAACACUCUAGUUCAACACGUUACAGCUGCCUCGGCAUGGUACA